Molecule: messenger RNA, 990 nt
Organism: Mesorhabditis belari
Lineage: Eukaryota; Metazoa; Nematoda; Chromadorea; Rhabditida; Rhabditidae
Source: the annotation of a GenBank genome assembly
AUGCCAAGACAUAUUUGCAUUAAGUCAAAGGAUCAACUUGAUGGUUGGAAUUAUAAUUGGAUUCCAAUUGCAACCGAUGAUUCUCCCUAUGCAAGAAUGCUCAAAGAGAUCGAGGAGAAAGAGAAAUUUGUGCAGCAAUAUUAUUUGGCAAAUAAGGAACAAUUUGUUGAUGUGAGGACGCUUCAAGGACAAAUGCGAAUGGAAGAUGCCACUGGUGUACAUGGUGGCUCGAUCGUUUGGCAGUCUAAAAGUCAUGUGCGUGGACAUCUCAUCCGAGCUUUUUUAGUUCUUGCUAGAGCAAUCAACGAGGGUCACUUCAAUGUCAACACCGUAUCGACAGUAUCGCUGAAGAUUGAAAGCAAUUGGAAAGUCUGUUGCAAUCGAGUCAAGUUGGAUAUGAGCGAUUCAAUCUACUUGGUUGAUGUUCUGAAAAACAUUCAACGCAGCUUCAAGCGUCGUCACUGCAUGCACUACCGUUUGAGGUUCAAGUCUCAUGUGGCAAGUUACUUGAAUCAGUUGCAAGAGAUUCAAAACACCAAGUCAUUCGAUUCGCCUCUUCGCACCACAACGGAACAAAUCGACGAGAUUCUUCGCAAACUGAAACCAAUCUUUCGUAAUUCUCCUCAAAGUCGUGAUCAGUUGCCGACUCUCUUCCUCAACCUUUACCUUCAAUUUCAUCAACGCGGCUUCGUCUACAAUCUCUCUUUAUGUCUAACAUUCGGUCUUCUUUCUACUACACAAAUCAUUGGUUUCAUCGUUUUGCUUUUCGAGCGUCCACUUUAUGAGCAAAAUUUUCCCAUACAAGCAUUGGCUGUGAUGGCGAAGACUGCACUACUCACCGCAUCCGAUCGAUCCGACAAGCACAAGGAUGAUUUGAAAACACUCGGCCAUCAGUGUAAUGGAAAACGGCUUCCAGAAUCCGCUCAAAUCGGCAAAGAGCCUUCAAGAGCUUGGGCUCUCUUCUCAAUGAAACUACUUGCAAGUUAUAGA